AUGGCAGACACCAACAAAAAACAAUACAUCUAUCUCCCCGAAACAACUCCCCACCUCGCCACAAUCCUCAGCUUCCCAUCCCGAGCCUCCACCUUCCCAGCCCUCUACAACCAGACCUGCACAGAGAUAAUCGACCUCGCAGCGACAAUCGCCCACUUCGAGCCCGUACGCCUCCACGUCCGUCCAGAAGACCAAGACCGAGCACAAGAACUUCUGACCAAACGCCUAUCCAACACAACCACACCCACAGAACUCGAACAAUCCCGCAUCACCCUCAUUCCAGCUCCAACAAACCACAUCUGGGUCCGCGAUACAGGCCCCAUGUACGUCCGCAGCGCCGAAGACCCAACCGAGCGCCACGCAAUCGACUUCCAAUUCUGCGAAUGGGGCAACAGCACCGGCGAAUUACUCUACAACCCAAACGCCGAACGACGAAGGGAAAACGCCGCCUUCGCAACGCGCGUCCUGGAACUCGAGGGCGCGGGUGUGCCGCGGGUUAUUUCGAAAGUCCGUCUUGAAGGCGGCGGGAUCGAAAUGGAUGGGGAAGGAACCUUUAUGGCGAUGGAGAGUAGUGUGACAGUGUCCUCGCGGAACGCGGGGCUCUCAAGGUCCGAGAUCGAGACCGAAUUGAGCAGAUUGCUCGGCGUGAGCACGUUCAUUUGGAUUCCUGGUCGGGAGGGGCUAGAUAUUACGGAUUAUCAUAUCGAUGCCGAGGCGCGGUUUAUUCGGGGUGGGGUUGUUGUUGUGGGCAAACCGCAUCAGAAGUGUAAAAAGGUGUUUUGGGACGUUUAUCAUGAGAUGCGCGCUAUCUUGGACGAGGCGGUUGAUGCGUGCGGGCGGAAGCUUGAGGUUAUUGAUAUUCAGGAGCCUGAUCCGACGCUCGUCCAGGGCGAUGUGCCCGGGGAGGAGACGGAUGUUGCGGCUUCGUAUGUGAAUUUCUACUUCACGAAUGGGGGGGUUGGUGGUUCCUGCGUUUGGGGAUGUGGAGAUGGAUCGGCGGGCUUUGGAGACGCUGCAAGGCUUGGUUCCUGA
Molecule: messenger RNA, 1032 nt
Organism: Penicillium manginii
Lineage: Eukaryota; Fungi; Ascomycota; Eurotiomycetes; Eurotiales; Aspergillaceae
Product: agmatine deiminase family protein
Exons: 2
Coding region: 1-1032 (343 amino acids)
Biological process (GO): putrescine biosynthetic process
Molecular function (GO): protein-arginine deiminase activity; agmatine deiminase activity
Source: RefSeq, a predicted model, not a curated record